UGCAUCCGUCCUCCUUUGUAGAUUAUGCACACAAAUUCUAAAUUGCUUGUUUUUAAUUUCUCUCUCUCUAUAUAUUGUCCUUUAAUUUCUACCCCUCAAAAUAGUUCUAAAUCUUCCCUUUUAUGAUCAGUAUGAAGCUACCUUGUUUUCUUUAUCUAGUAGUAGUAGUAGUGAUGGCUAGUAGACAAGCCGCAAGCACAAGCUUAACUACCUAUUGGAAUUCCCAUUUGCAAGGUGUUUUCAUGCCACGGUCGAUUAAGGACUACCUUCCUUCUAAAGAAGGCGAAAGCACUUCAUCAUCAUCAUCCUCUCAUCAGUUUGUGAAGAACAAUCUUAAUAUAUCAGAAGAUGUCAACAUUAUCAGAUGCCAUGCGUCGAAAAGGCCACCAAAAACGACGAAAAUGGACUCCAUUACUUCAUUGCAUUUCCUAGAGAGUGAUCUUUCUAACAACAACAAUCGAGUAUUAUUAUAUCCCCGUUUCCCAAACCUCCACUCCAACAACGGUCAUUUCUUACCAAGGACCAUUAUUGAACAAUUUCCAACCCUAAAAUCCACCAAUUUACCGAGUAUUCUCUCUCGAUUUUCAAUCACCCCAAACUCUCCGGCCACCGGAGUGAUUAAACACACGGUGGAAUUAUGUGAGUACGCCGCCAACGACGAUAACGUAUGUGUCACGUCACUAGAAAGCAUGGUUGAUUUUGUACAAUCAACCAAACACGGUGUUAUUCGAGCAUAUUCAACAACAAUUCAAGAUAAAUAUUUCAAGGGUAAUAAUGGUAAUUUGCAACCCUUUCGUAUAGUAAAAGUAAAGAGGCUAUCAAAUUCAAGGGUUGUUAAUUCUACGGUUAGUUGCCACAAAGCACAAUUUCCGUUUGCGGUUUUCCUUUGCCAUCAACGUGUUGCCACGGUGGCGUACAUGGUUACCCUAGAGGGAGUACGUGACAAGAUGACUAGGAUUGAAGCCGCCACCGCGUGCCACAUGGACACCUCUGAGUGGGACCCUCUCUUUCCUGCGCUCGUCGCUUUGAAGGUUGCUCCGGGAACGCCGGUUUGCCAUUUUCUCAACCAGAAGAGUGUGCUUUGGGUUGUCGGAGAGAACUAAACUUAUUCCGGAGGCGACUUAUAUAUUUGUGUGCUUUUAUUUUGUUUGUAGUUUGUGUUUCGUUGCACGAGUCAAAAAGCUAUUUUUAUGAGAGUGCAGGUUGAUGUUUAAAUUAAUUAUGAGUUUAUUAUAUGUUUCUAUGGACCAGUAAUUGGUCUCAUAACGUUAUAUCCUGUUAAAAUUAAUGUUAUUAUUAUCACUCAAUGGUAAUGUUCACACACGUACCACAUAUAUACGUGGGUCUCAAAGU
This is a messenger RNA of Spinacia oleracea (spinach), 1353 nucleotides long. RefSeq names its product BURP domain-containing protein 5-like. The coding region runs from base 123 to 1103 and encodes 326 amino acids. The transcript has 3 exons. NCBI's taxonomy places the organism in Eukaryota, Viridiplantae, Streptophyta, Magnoliopsida, Caryophyllales, Amaranthaceae. The record is from RefSeq and is a predicted model, not a curated record.